Lepus europaeus (European hare) is the source of this 806-nucleotide messenger RNA. It is a transcript of the gene TMEM134, whose product is annotated as transmembrane protein 134. Lineage: Eukaryota; Metazoa; Chordata; Mammalia; Lagomorpha; Leporidae. The record is from RefSeq and is a predicted model, not a curated record. The transcript is spliced from 7 exons. Bases 45 to 632 code for a protein of 195 amino acids.
GGCGCGGAUGGCGGCGGCGCGGCGCGCCUGAGCGGGCGGGGGCCAUGAGCGCCGGCCGGCCUCAGUUCAGCAUCGAUGACGCCUUCGAGCUGUCCCUGGAGGACGCGGGUCCCGGGCCCGAGUCCGGCGGGGUCGCCCGCUUCGGGCCGCUGCACUUCGAGCGCCGGGCCCGGUUCGACGUGGCCGACGAGGACAAGCAGUCCCGGCUGCGCUACCAGAACCUGGAGAACGACGGGGAGGGGGCGCAGAGCUCUCCGCAGCCCGACGGGAGGACCGGCACCAGGGAUUCGGGCCGAACCUCCAUCCGCAGCUCCCAGUGGUCGUUCAGCACCGGCAGCACCAGCACCCAGCGCUCCUACAGCGCCUGCUGCAGCUGGACACUGCACCCCUUGAUCCAGAAGAACCGCCGCGUGGUGCUGGCCUCCUUCCUGCUCCUGCUGCUGGGGCUGGUGCUGAUCCUGGUCGGCGUGGGACUGCAGGUGGCGCCCUCUCCAGGUGUCUCCAGCGCCGUCUUCUUCGUGCCCGGCUUCCUGUUGUUGGUCCCAGGAGUCUACCACGUGAUCUUCAUCUACUGCGCCGUCAAGGGCCACCAGGGCUUCCAGUUCUUCUACCUGCCCUACUUCGAGAAGUGAGGACAGGAGCCAGGGCAGGCGACCCCGCGCCGGGAGCGGCCCUGCGGCCCCCCGGCGUCCCCCCAGCCUCGGGGAGCCUGCCCGCGGCCUGCUCUGUGCCCGACUUCUCGGGCCGCGGGCCGCCCGGUGGGUGAUGUUUUGUGCUAAUAAAAAGAUGAUUAUCUCCAGCAGGGA